AUGGUGUUCCAGGUGAAUGGAGGCGUCGCAGAAUCGGGCAUGCAAGAUCCCACGGCCCCAACGAUCGGGAUCGCUGAGGCUGAAGGGAGAGCGAAGACCCACCUUCACAUCAUUUGGGAGUGGAACCGAUUUCCACGAUACUUUUUAUCCGGUAAGAGCAAGAGGUUCGUGCUGCAUUGUUCCCUUCCUCACGAGACGGAUCCUCAUUACCUGACCCCGACUCAGAGGGCGGUUCGCGAGGUGAAACACCUCAAGGCCCAGAUGAAGCUGGCUGACGGUCGACUGCAGCUGAAACAGGAGGAAUUGCUUCGCGUGACGAGCGAACUCGUGGAACUGAAGCUCCGGUUUUCGGCCCUUCAAGAACUCACGUGCGAGUCCUGUGGCGCAAAAAUUGCAAUCCCCCCGAAUCUGCGUCUGGACGGUACGAAAAGAAGGAAGAAGGUCCGCUCGAUUCCUUCUUCGUACUCGUCGGGGAGCCAGGACAGUCUGGAUGGAGCCAGUGUGACGUUGAGAGCCGACAAGCCGACCUCCUUGACCGACUCUGGACAAUUCGAGGAGAAUUCCUCGGCGAAGUCCCUACGGAUGGCGCCGGACCGGACUUCCGUGGACGCCGGGAUCCUCACCGUGGAAUGCAGAGAGGAAUAUCAUGAGCUCAAGGCCAAAUACAACGAUCGGAUCGAAGAACUCCUCUCGCAACUCUCUCUGCUCAACCGCAGCUACGGCGACCUGAGGGGAAGAUACGAAGCCGCGGAGUGCAGGCUUCACGGAUUGGAAGAGGAAAGGAGGGCUUUGGUGCGUGAAAAGGAGGCUGGAGAGAAUCGCCACGGAAGGAUCUACAUGCAAGCCUUUCAACAGGGAAGGGAGACCGCCCGAGCCGAACGAAAAUCGGAAUUGGACGAUCUGCGUCUCCAAAAGAUGCCGGAGCUCCUCAAGGGACUCAAACUGGAGGAAUCCCAAGUCGAUUCCAUGCAGGCGUUGAAACAUCAGACGGCAUGCCAAGAGACGGUCGUGAAAGGGAAAGAAGGCUUUGACCCCGGAGUCACUUUGCAAUUCCUCAAAUCCGCCAUUUUCUAUUUCAUCACGGACCCGGAGAACCAGGAGGGUCAUUUGAAGGCCAUCGAGAGCAUCCUCGGAUACAACGAGACGGAAAAGCGGAAGAUGAACAAAGCCGUGAAAUCCUGGUGGCGCUGAUCCUGCGGAUUUCUCGCGCUGAAAACCCAAAAUCCCUUUACUCGUUUCCCAUCCGUCGUGUCCGUCUUUUGAAGCUUAGAGGGGGUAUGAAAAUGUCUAUUCUGUGAGGAAAAUAAGUCGAUUCUGUGAUGGAAGAAUGUGACAGUAUCGGUGCUUGGAAUUCAAAAUUCACUCGAGCUGUGUUACUUGUAGACCAUGUUGGGAGUUACCUGUCUUGAUGUUCAUUCCAUCCCGUGGCGCAUCGGUGACUUUGGGAAUAAAAUAUAAUUAACGGUGUA
Molecule: messenger RNA, 1469 nt
Organism: Darwinula stevensoni
Lineage: Eukaryota; Metazoa; Arthropoda; Ostracoda; Podocopida; Darwinulidae
Source: the annotation of a GenBank genome assembly